AUAUACAUUUAUAAGUUAUAUAAAUGGUGACUUAAUUAUAUACAGAGCAGAUACACAAAAAAUGGUGGAGCGGAAGUUUCUAGUUCGCCACAAUAGCUCAGACUUCGCUGUCGACUACGACACUGACGACGGCUUUGAAGUUUUCAAAUUCCAGCUUUACUCCCUCACUCUUCUCCCACCUGAAGACCAAAAGAUUAUCGGAAUUGAUGAUGAUCACAUGGUCUCCAACGAUUCCGAUCUCGUUACCGUUUCGGAGAAACUCCGAUUGGUUUCGAUAAUUGAGGAUCACAAAGAAGAAGAGAAUGGAGAAUCAAGUACUGGAAAUGAAACUGAUUUCCUUAAAUCCGAUGAGGAAUUGGCUCGAAAGUUGCAGGCGGAGGACGAGGCACUUUUGUUGUAUGUUGUGGCUGAAAAUAACGAAAUUUUUGAGCAAAGAGGUCGGCCUUAUAUCGAGCAAGUUCGCCUGUACGAGGACCCAAUGCGCCAGGAGGUUGCUCGACAAUCAGUCCCUAUAGAUGAGCUCCAGGAGAAAGCGUUGGUUUCUUUGGCAAAGGAGGGUGAAUUUAAUCCGUCUAAAGCAGAAAAAGAUCACGCUUUCCUGCUCGAGCUUCUUUUCUGGUUCAAGCGAUCCUUCAGUUGGGUUAAUGCACCUCCUUGCGAUAGUUGUGGCAAGGAAACCAUAAGCCAAGGUAUGGCUGCUGCACUUCCUUCUGAACUUCGUUAUGGAGGUUCUCGAGUUGAAAUUUAUAGAUGCAAAUUUUGUUCAAUGAUCACCCGCUUCCCACGCUACAAUGAUCCAUUGAAGCUUAUAGAAACAAGAAGGGGACGUUGUGGGGAGUGGGCCAAUUGCUUCACAUUUUAUUGUCGAGCUUUUGGAUAUGAAUCCCGUUUGAUUUUGGAUUUCACUGAUCAUGUUUGGACAGAGUGCUUUUCACCAUUUUUUGGGAGAUGGAUGCAUCUUGACCCUUGUGAAGGAGUGUACGACAAACCAUUGUUAUAUGAGAAUGGGUGGAACAAGAAAUUAAAUUAUGUAAUUGCCAUUGCAAAAGACGGUUUAUGUGAUGUCACCAAACGUUACACAAGGAAGUGGCAUGAGGUUCUAACUCGACGAAUUAUUACCACGGAGUCUGGAUUGACAAGUGUCCUCAAUAAGAUAACAACAGAAUGUCGAAGUGGUUUUUCAUCUGAAGUUAUCUCUGCACUUAAAGACCGUGAUGAGAAGGAAAGACAAACACUUGAAAGAGAUUUAUAUUCUACAAAUAAUGCCUCAAUCUCAUUACCUGGAAGACUAAGUGGUGAUAAGGAAUGGCGGAAGUUGAGAUCAGAAAUUGGUUCUGAUUCCUUGAGUUGCUUUUGUUGUCCAGUUCGAAUAUGCGUAGAUGAGCAUGUGACUAGAGUUUAUGAUGCAUUUCUUCCACUCUUUUCUUAUUUUGUUAAGGAAGAACUUCCUCAGUCAGUAGUUCUUGAACUGCUUGGCUUUGUUAAAGACAUUAUCAAAGAUCUCCAAAAAUCUCCUUUUAGAACUAGGAAUGUCUCGCUACAUUUGAAUAGUAGCCAAUCAUUUGUGCGUCAAGCACUGCCAUUUUUGAAUGAGUUACUUAAUGCUCUCUCACUUGAAAAGGUUGACACAGAUGGGAAUGUGGAUAUUUGUUUAGCCGACAAUCCUGUUAAAACCUCUCUAGCUCUUCUUGUAGCCUUGGAUGCUUUCGAUUACACCAUACAUAAUCUCAAGAAUUGUGAAAAGUUGAGUAAAGCUUCUCUCGCAUUGCCUCUGUUGAAAUUAAGUAGAAUACAUUCUGGUUCAGUUCUCGCGAGUGGUGAAGAACUUCCCUUCGGAAUUGCCACUUCUGCAUUUGAUGGAAUGCGAACAACUAAAUGGGAAGAAUCAAAUGGUGCUCGAGGUUGUUGGCUUGUAUAUAAGGUGUCAGACAACCUAAUGCACAAACUUGUGGCCUAUGAGUUAAUGUCAGCCAAUGAUGCACCAGAAAGGGAUCCAAUGGAUUGGGUUCUUGAGGGAAGUGAUGAUGGAGGGUCCAAUUGGCAUCUAUUGGAUAAACAAACUUCACAAAUUUUCACUGAGCGAUUCCAGCGUCGGACAUACAAGAUUGCAUCUCCGGGUCCACAGUUAAAUGCGUUCAGGUUUAGAUUCCUGGCAGUUAGAGACUCUCAUUCAAAUUCACGGCUGCAGAUUGGUAGCAUUGACCUCUAUUCGAGAGGCGAUUGAUGGGAAUUACACUCUUAAAUUAAAAAAGAUAAAAGCACACACGACACACCUCUCUAUGUUAUUGAUCAUGCAAAUAGUGGCUUUAGUGUUCAUUGGUAAUAAGUUCAAGGCCUACGGACAAAUCUAGUUGAAAUAAUUUUAGUUUAUUUUUUUUUUCAAACAUGAAUAUCUAUGUAUAGCAAAAACAAAACAAAACAAAAAAAAAAAUGAUUGUGUUCCUUAAAAUAUAGCUAAGUUUCUGUCGAUAAAAAAGGACAGUUGACAAAUAUCA
Molecule: messenger RNA, 2495 nt
Organism: Cannabis sativa
Lineage: Eukaryota; Viridiplantae; Streptophyta; Magnoliopsida; Rosales; Cannabaceae
Product: peptide-N(4)-(N-acetyl-beta-glucosaminyl)asparagine amidase
Exons: 17
Coding region: 62-2224 (720 amino acids)
Biological process (GO): glycoprotein catabolic process; protein deglycosylation; protein quality control for misfolded or incompletely synthesized proteins
Cellular component (GO): cytosol; nucleus
Molecular function (GO): peptide-N4-(N-acetyl-beta-glucosaminyl)asparagine amidase activity
Source: RefSeq, a predicted model, not a curated record